GCAAACCGGGCCACAUGAUGAAUUAAUAAUUAGGAAAUAAAAAUAUGUCAGCUAGUUGUGGAUGGAGAAAUAAAGAAAGGAAAAAAUAGGAGGAGGACCUUGAAUACGACAUUGAUGAUCGUUACUUAACGGACCAGUCUUGGUUCAUUUAAAGUGCCGCUUAUACCUUUUUGUCAACUUGCCCUUUAAUUGUCUUACUGCCGCGUCCCAGCGAGUAGGAGAGAGUGAGUCUGCGGCCCGAUGAAAGGACGGGUUGGGAAUGCUGGGAAUGUGGAGUGAAACCUGGAGACUGUGAUGAGGGAAGCAUCGCCGCUACAAACGCUUUGCAGGGGCUAUUGAGCACUUCACCACAGUAACUCAACAGCCCGUUUCAACUCGGUGCGAAUACAGGAGGACAAGACUCACAACAGCACACUUCAGGUUUUUUUUCUCCUGCUCCAGCACAAGACCAGUUUUGCUGAGACUCUGAGAGGAGAUAGGCCCUUCAAUACAUCAAUCAUGUAUGGUAGUGCCAGAACAGUUGGGACUAUGGAAGAAAGUCCGUCCCGGUCCCCCCGCCUACCAAGAUCCCCCAGACUGGGGCACCGGAGGACCCCAGGCAGAGGAGGAGGAACCGGCAAGACGUUGUCCAUGGAGAACAUUCAGUCUCUGAAUGCGGCCUAUGCCACGUCCGGGCCGAUGUACCUAAGUGACCAUGAAGCGGUGGGGUCUACCACCUACCCAAAAGGCACCAUGACCCUGGGGCGGGCCACUAGCCGCGCCACUUAUGGGGGCCGAGUCACAGCCAUGGGCAGCAGCCCCAACAUCGCGUCUGCCGGCCUCCCGCAUGGCGACAUGCUCUCCUACGGUGAUCAUGGUGGCAUGCCCCCACACUCCCAUCAGGUGCCCUCCGGCCUGCGCCAGCUCCGCGAUAAUGCCAUGCUGGACCUGCAGUCCCAAAUGAAGGACCUGCAGAGGGAGAACGACCUGCUGCGCAGGGAGCUGGACGUCAAGGACAGCAAGUUGGGCUCCUCCAUGAACAGCAUCAAGACCUUCUGGAGCCCGGAGCUGAAGAAGGAGAGGGUGAUGCGGAAGGAGGAGAUCGCCCGUACGUCUGUCCUGAAGGAGCAGAUGAGAGUGACCCAUGAGGAGAACCAGCAGCCAUUGGAUUCCAGAAGAACUAAGCACUUGCAGCUGACCAUCCAGGCCCUGCAGGAUGAGCUGCGCACCCAGCGGGACCUGAACCACCUGCUGCAGCAGGAGAGCGGCAACCGUGGUGCUGAGCACUUCACCAUCGAGCUGACCGAGGAGAACUUUCGGCGGCUGCAGGCCGAACAUGACCGUCAGGCCAAGGAGCUCUUCCUGCUGAGGAAGACGCUGGAGGAGAUGGAGCUGCGCAUCGAGACGCAGAAGCAGACCCUCAGCGCCCGCGACGAGUCUAUCAAGAAGCUGCUGGAGAUGCUGCAGAACAAGGGGCUGCCGUCGGAUCGCGGGCCCGAGGACGAGCACGAGAGGGCGCGCCGCCUGGCUGAGGCCGAGUCACAGCUCAGCCACCUGGAGGUCAUCCUGGACCAGAAGGAGAAGGAGAACCUGCACCUGCGUGAGGAGCUCCACAGGAGAAGCCAGCCGCAGGCGGAGCCGGCCAAGACCAAGGCUCUACAGACGGUCAUCGAGAUGAAGAAUUCAGCACCCCCUUUCUGUUUUGAUCCAGAUGUGAUAUGGCAGGACACCAAAAUUGCGUCUCUUGAAAGGAAUAUAAGAGACCUUGAGGAUGAGAUUCAGAUGCUGAAGACAAAUGGAUUGCUCAAUACGGAGGACAGGGAGGAAGAGAUGAAACAGAUGGAGAUCUACAAGAGCCAUUCCAAGUUCAUGAAGAACAAGAUCGAUCAGCUGAAGCAAGAACUGUCAAAAAAAGAGUCUGAGCUUCUAGCCUUACAAACUAAGCUUGAGACGCUGAACAAUCAGAACUCAGACUGCAAGCAGCACAUCGAGGUGCUGAAAGAGUCUCUGACUGCCAAGGAGCAGCGGGCCGCCAUCCUUCAGACAGAGGUUGACGCUCUGAGGUUGCGCUUGGAAGAAAAAGAGUCGUUCCUCAACAAGAAGAGCAAGCAACUUCAGGACCUGACGGAAGAGAAGGGGACACUGGCUGGGGAGAUUCGCGACAUGAAGGAUAUGCUGGAGGUGAAGGAACGGAAGGUCAACGUCCUUCAGAAAAAGAUUGAAAAUCUGCAGGAGCAGCUUCGAGAUAAGGACAAACAGCUAACCAACCUGAAAGACCGCGUGAAGUCGCUGCAGACGGACUCCAGCAACACGGACACUGCCCUGGCUACACUGGAGGAGGCACUGUCUGAAAAGGAAAAAAUUAUUGAGCGCUUGAAGGAACAGCGGGAACGGGAAGAUCGAGAGCGACUGGAGGAAGUCGAGUCCUACAAGAAGGAAAACAAGGACCUGAAGGAGAAGGUGAACACCUUGCAGGCCGAGCUGACAGAUAAGGAGUCUAGUCUAAUUGACCUGAAAGAACACGCGUCGUCUCUCGCUUCGUCUGGUCUAAAAAAGGACUCCAAGCUCAAAUCCCUGGAGAUUGCCAUAGAGCAAAAGAUGGAGGAGUGCAGUAAGUUGGAAACCCAACUGCAGAAGACUCCAAGCAGGAAUGGCGGGAAACCUGUGGCGCAUGAGACGGAGGAGGCAGCCAGGACGAACACGGAGAUUCUGGAAAAAAUGAAGCACUUGGAGAAAGAGGUGGUCUACUAUAAGGAGGAAUCGAGCAAGUCGCAGGCCGAAGUCGACCGGCUGCUGGAGAUCCUCAGGGAGGUGGAGACGGAGAAGAACAACAGGGACAAGAAGAUAGCAGAGAUGGAAAGACCUGGGGGCAGAGCACCCCCAGAUCAGCACCUCUCUGUGUCGGCUGCCCCACAGCAGAUAGGGGGUCUUAUGUGGGAUUUCUUUGGAAACCUGGCAUCCAGGCAGACGAAGGAUCAGAAUAAGCAGACAGGCAGCCCAAGGCACCCCCAGAUGGAGAAGAAGAAGGAGGAGGGCAUGACGGACAACACACCACAGCAGAUUGAGGAGCUCCUGACCACCUUGGAGCAGACGAGGCAGGAGCUGGACGCCACCAAGCAGCGCCUCUCCUCCACCCAGCAGUCCCUGGUGGAGCGGGACACCCACCUGACCAACCUGAGGCAGGAACGCAGGAAGCAGCUGGAGGAGAUCCUGGAAAUGAAACAGCAGGCCCUGCUGGCCGCCAUCAGCGAGAAGGACGCAAACAUAGCCCUGCUGGAGUUGUCGGCGUCCAAGAAGAAGAAGACGCAGGAGGAGGUGAUGGCACUGAGGCGGGAGAAGGACCGGCUGAUGCACCAGCUGAAGCAGCAGACUCAGAGCAGGAUGAAGCUGAUUGCGGACAACUAUGAAGACGACCAUCAUCAUGCCCUCCACCCGCAGCACCAUCCACAUGCCCAACACCCCCCGCAUCCGCAUCACCGUGGCCCCGUCCGGGGACCACCCCACGAAAACCAUCGCCCCUCUCCUGAUCAGGACGAUGAGGAGGGCAUUUGGGCAUAACUGUUUCCCUGAACCAAAGCUCCAGUUUUGUUCUGAGGGAUGAUGCAGUCACAGUUGGAGCAAACAGCCAUGGCACAAUGCUGAAACUCUACAUUUAUCACUUGACCAGACUUUGCUUAGAGCGGGAUCCACGGUCCCUAAAGGAUCUCCAUCUUGACCACGUGCUGAGGAAGAGGAAGGAAGAAAGAGAAAGAGGAGGCGAAGAAGGAUGAAUGCUAGAGGGAGGACUUGUUGAGGAGAUGCAGACGCGCAGCCAGGAGAGGAGGAGGAGCGCAGGAGGGUCACGCCUCUCCGUGAAGACGUCCUCUGGCAGAUCAUCUCAGACAGCCGCUUUGUAGGUCCGGUAUCAGGUCAUCUGGAGCCUGAAGGGAGAUUGCUGACAGCCCUGUACUUGGACCAGAACAUCAAAACAACCACAUUCUCGCUCUUCUGGUAACACCGGAGGAGGCACUGCCCCCCCCACACCCCCUAUUCACACGUGAACACUUACACUAGCCUCCCUCAGAAAGUGCCAUACACUCUGUUUUGGAUUGGUUUGUGUUUGCAUUUGGCUUUACUACCUGUAAUCAGCUUACCUCAGGAGGGGUACGGCUCCCUCAACUUCUGCUAGUAAACCUUCAGCAAUACACUGCGGUGAGGAAAACGCACAUGAGGCUAAUGGAAGGCCAUGGUUUUCACCAAACAGGGGACCUCCACAAUUCCAGCUCCAGUCCCUGUAGCGUGUGGAAUGCCUUAAUGGGAAUCGCCCCUCGUGGUACCUCACCCACGUCCAGAGUAUGAAGUGGUUUCCGAUCCAGUCUAUGCAGACUUUGAGGUUAAUGCCAUUUAACCUUUAGUUUUUAUACACAUAUAGCUUUUCAGAUGUUUUCCCCCAAACCAAGCCCCUAUGAUGCUGUAGCCACAAUAUAUUUCUGCAUAAAUGACAAUCAGAACAUUCUCUCCUCAGCUGCUAAGACACUUCAUGGUUCCUUAGGUCAUUUCAUUGUUCCUCUGUGAUGGUGCUGAUGCCACUUGGUUCGAUGAAGUGUCUGGGAAACAAAGGAUAAUUUAUAAGCCAUCGCAUGCAGGAUUUGUGAAAAAUACAGUAAUCUCCCCUCAGUCUGACAUGAAACACAAAUGACGAUUUGCUGCAGCACACAUGGGCCAAGACAAAAGAAAAUAGUGUCCAUGCUGUUCUGGGUUCAGAUGCCAGUGUCCGUAAAGUGCUACAGAUCAAACAAAAUGCAUAAAGGGGACUGUUUAGUCUGUGUGAUGCCUCUUUUAAUAUUUUCCUUUGGGCUUCACGCUCGAAUAGACUCUGGUCAGGAUACGACAAAUGUCUGCUAGUUUCAGAAUGCCAAGCCAAUCCAAACUGAGCAGAUCUGUUUUAGUGACUCCAAUUGUCCCUCUGAACAAGAUGGCAGGUGCCUAUUAAGUAUAUCUGCGUGUCUGUAUUUUGUCUGAUAUAUAUGAUGUAUAUGUACAAAAAAAAGAAUUCAAUUUCUAUUUUGUUUUUCAAACUUCCUCAAGAGACAAAGUAAAUAAAUUAUAAAAGAAAGUGCUGUUUAUUGCAUCCACUGGAGAACAGAGAAUGUGUAGCCUGUUCGGUAAAAGCAUGAAUGAAUGGAUGAAUGCAUUGACAUUGUGAGGCAAGACUGAAGCAUUUUUGUACUUCCCCAGUGCAAAGGACAGACAAGGAAGGUUAUGGCUGAAAAAAUACCGCUAGAAUCCUUUCCAAAAUCUUGUAUAAGUAUUUUGCAUCUAGUGAUCUGAAAUAUCUGUUGGAUCGGUGAUAUUUUAGGUUUUUAUUUCCAAAAACUAGCUGUGUCUUAGAAUCCUUCUGAUUUGAGCAUCCAGGGUACGUAAUUGGCCUAAGUGAGGUCGUUGUGUUUACACGGCCGGUGUGCAGUGGUCAGACACAGCCGUAACACCACGAAGACUGCCACCUGUCAUUAUUGAAGACUGACAAGGACCACUCGGCCGUCUGAGAUUAGUUUAUUUUUGUUUUUAACAGUAAAUCUCAGUUAAACUUUUGAAUAACUGGGGGGGGGGGGGGAAGGUUUCUUCACCACAGCGGACAGCAAUUGCACUCGUGAGUAACAUCAGCAUUUUUGGGUGGAUGAUGAAAGCUCCAUAGUCAAUGCAAUGUCUGCUUUUCACACCCUUCUGGACAUUAUUCAAAAUCUAUGCAGUAAUGGCGGUAAAUCCAAUGUAUAAUUGAAUGUAUAAUAAUGGAAGUUAUACCAUACAAGGCCAAAAUGGCUAUUACCUGUGGAUGUGGCAGUGAUAACUGCUUCAUUUAAUAUGAAAGUCUUGUUGGAUCUAUCAAAAGUGUGCAAUGAACAGGACGGAGGCAGUGGGGAAUUAGCCUGAAUUGUUCUAGUUUAGUUUUGUCAAUUAUCCACAAUUGUAACUUGAAACUGAAUUCACAGGCAGGAUAUAAAGGGUUAUAAAUUAAAAAGUAGACAAUUUUGUCUAAGGAGCUUAAGUUCAUACUCUUUAAUUUUGUUUUAGGAGGAGGGCUUUUGAGUCCUAGGUUAAUAGUUUCUUCUUAAACAUUAUUUCUGAAUACUUGAAGUAGGGUCUACCUACCACAAAAAGCUAAGUCAUAUAUAUAUAUAUAUAUAUAUAUAUAUAUAUAUAUAAAUAAAAAUACAAAGCAAUGUGCAGAUGGAAAUGACUAUUUAUGUGAAGUGCCAAUUUUAUGCAUUGUUAUGGGGGCAGAAACGCUUUCAUGCUGAAUGACCAACAAGUUGGUGGGUUUGAAUUGUUGACUCAUGAAUUAUCUAUUGAGCUUAGGUUAUGUUUGCAUUUUGUCUUUUCAUGUGUGAGGUUCAGAAUUGUUUUCUUUGUUAACUCAGAUUGCAUAUCUGUGGAUUAUAUUAACACUGUGACAAAUGGAAAAUUUCUCUUUUUUUAUAAUUCUGACUUUAUUUCUUAAGUUGUGGAUUCUGUGUCUGUUAUUUUCAAUAUUUAUUAUCAUUUAAUGUAUUAUGAUUGAUAUUUUUUGGGAAACGUGUGAGUUUUGCUGUAAAAUAAUGGCUUUGUUUUUGUUUUUUGAUUGCUGACGGUAAUGUAUAUAUUCAGUUGGCACGUUACUGCUAAUUUCCAUAAUGAAACUAGGCUUAUGUUUUGCAUCCUGUUUACUGGUAUCAGCCAUGGUCAUGCUGAUAUGAAGUACAGUACCAAUGUCAUAUCUAAGAGUGGUCUUUGGGUGUAUUGUGCUGCAACGAUGAUGAAGUCCUUCUCCCCUACGUCUUUUUAGAUUAUUGGUUGUGCUUCUUGUACUGUACACUUUUCAUAAACGUGUGUGGCAUGUUUUGGGUUGUACUAUUAAAACGGUUUUAAAAUAAAAUCUAACAUGGGCAUGUAAUAUACUGUUGCCGUUAACCAGUGUCUUGUUGGUUGUGUAGAAUGAAAGGUAAGUAAAAAUUUCAGGCCAUGUGGUUUUGUGUGUCAGAAUAGUUAGUGCUGACCAGCUCGUUUACAUCCAUUCAAUAAAAGUGAUUUUUUCAUUCUGA
Molecule: messenger RNA, 7037 nt
Organism: Paramormyrops kingsleyae
Lineage: Eukaryota; Metazoa; Chordata; Actinopteri; Osteoglossiformes; Mormyridae
Source: RefSeq, a predicted model, not a curated record